Molecule: messenger RNA, 911 nt
Organism: Cadophora gregata
Lineage: Eukaryota; Fungi; Ascomycota; Leotiomycetes; Helotiales; Ploettnerulaceae
Exons: 2
Coding region: 15-911 (298 amino acids)
Biological process (GO): peptidyl-lysine dimethylation
Molecular function (GO): protein-lysine N-methyltransferase activity
Source: RefSeq, a predicted model, not a curated record
AUAUCAGCAUCAGCAUGCUCACGGACAAAAUCCGCCUCUCUGGUCCCGAGACUCACGAACCAGAAGACUACCUCUCCUCAGCCCUUGCGGUCAUAUUCCCCGACGACAUCACAAAUCAACACGGCGACCGUGACAGCUCAGUUCUUUACCUCUCGCCGUCGCACGGCGCGAUAGACCUCACACUCGCAGAUCCACUGGGUGAAGACAGCAGGAAGCUGUUCAGCCAUUUUUUAUGGAAUGCCGGUGUGCAGUUGGCGGAAUUUAUCGAGGAGGGGAGGAGUAUACAUGGUGCGGAUGGGCGGGAAGAGGGCAGGGAGGAGUGGAGUGUGAGGGGGGAGAGAGUGCUGGAGCUGGGGGCUGGGACUGGACUUGCGGGUUUGAUGGCUGCUUUCGAAAGCGCGGAGAUGGUCGUCAUAAGUGACUACCCUGCGCUAGAAGUUCUGAAUAAUAUAUCUGCGAAUGUAGAGCGGAAUCUCAAGCCUAGGAAAGCGGAAAAUCCUGCGACAGUUGCGGAUGUGGAGGUUCACGGCCAUGAGUGGGGAGAGUUGGACGAUACAUUCUCGAUUGAGAACAAAGCUUCUUUUGGAAGGAUAUUGGUAGCUGAUUGUCUUUGGAUGCCAUGGCAGCACAUGAAUUUGCUGAAAAGCAUUUCGUGGUUCUUGAAGGACGCAGAUGGCAGGGCCUGGGUGGUAGCGGGGUUCCACACCGGGAGAGAGAAGAUGAAAGGGUUCUAUGAGGAAGAAGCUUUGAACGAUGCAGGUCUAGAAAUCGAUAAGAUCUGGGAGAGGAAUGCCCAAGGUUCUGAGAGAGUGUGGGUGGAGGACCGGGGCUUUGAAGAUGCGACCGAGAGGAAACGAUGGUUGGUCGUCGGGAUCUUGAAGAAGAAGGCUGGGCGAAGACAAGCUCUCUAA